Molecule: messenger RNA, 798 nt
Organism: Rotaria socialis
Lineage: Eukaryota; Metazoa; Rotifera; Eurotatoria; Philodinida; Philodinidae
Source: the annotation of a GenBank genome assembly
AUGGGAAAUAAAUCAACAACUCAGAUCUAUAAUUCAACAAAAGAAACAGUUAAGAUUUUAUUACAUGAUACGGAAAACAAUCCAACUGAUACAAUAAUAGGACCUCGUGAAAUAUGGAGUAAAGAAACUGCAGCUGGCUGGAAUACAGUUAUGAUAAUACCAUUGAAUGAUAAUCAAGAACGAUUUUCAUAUAGCCUUGAAUCUAACAAAAACUUAAUAAUUAAAAGAAAAUUAGAAAAAUUAAUCUUAGUUCCAUCGAUAAAUUCUCCUACAGUGGAAAUGGAUCUUACACUUGGCAAUUAUAAAAGCGCGGAUUAUUGGUGGAAUUGUCCUCCCCAAUUUAAUGCAGAAUUACUAGGCUUAGGUGCAAGCGGAUGUUUAGUCUUCAACGAAUCGAAUGAAUCAAUACGAGUUCGUAUUAGUGAUUUCAAUGAUCGUAAUACUGAUAUGAUUUUAGCUCAUGGCGAACAUAAUAUAGUUCAAACACCAAGGAAAAUGACAUCUACUACUGUAGUGGUAUCCGUAUUAGAUUUCAAUUUAGUUAAUACUAACAAUAAUAUUAUUGCAAGGGCAAAAUAUUCAAUGACUCGUUAUAUGUAUGAAUAUCAUGGUGCUGCUGCUCAUGGCGCCGUCCUGUGGUAUUCAUCGUGGUACAACUUUUUGAGAAUAAUUAAAAAAGACGGAUACUUUGUAACUGAACAAGCCCGAACAAUCGAAGCAAAAGAUUUAUUUCAGUACGCUCGUCAAAAUGUCCCAUUUAGUUCUCUACUUAGUCGCGAAUUUAAUGGAAAAGUUUAA